This is a messenger RNA of Leptinotarsa decemlineata (Colorado potato beetle), 3689 nucleotides long. Its product is annotated as calpain-D. Gene Ontology annotation, molecular function: calcium-dependent cysteine-type endopeptidase activity. Gene Ontology annotation, cellular component: cytoplasm. The record is from RefSeq and is a predicted model, not a curated record. NCBI's taxonomy places the organism in Eukaryota, Metazoa, Arthropoda, Insecta, Coleoptera, Chrysomelidae. Gene Ontology annotation, biological process: proteolysis.
UUCAUUGUCAAGUCAGUUAUGGUAGUUUUUCAAAAUAUCAAUAAAACAUCAGCUGUUUGUGAUUCUUGAAAGCCAACCGCAUAUUUUGUUUAAUGGGUCUUGUAGCCAUGUACCAUCUACCAUGGGAGCGAUUGCGUCUGUGCUGCAGUGGCAUUGCACUUUUUGCAGUUUAAUUAAUCCCACAGAACAACUGACAUGCAUUCGAUGUGGAACAAAAAGGGUGAAUUCGAUCGAAAGGAACCCAUUUUUUGAUACACUAGGAAGUGACAAUAAUUGUACAGUAAUUCGUCGAACAAAAUCUGUAGCCGAGAAAAAUUCAGAAAGUGCUUUAGGUGAUGGGUACUGUAGUAGUUUGAUUAAAUGCAAAGUUCUUUCCUCGACUUCAUCAAAAACUACUGAAAAUUCAUAUUUUGGUUUGAAAAAGUACUCAAGCUUACCUUGUUUAUCUUCAAAAACUUACUGCGAGAUUUGCGAGAUUUAUUUCUGGACUUGCACAAUCCAAUGUAUCCUGUGUAGUAAUUUUUUGCUAAAAAUGAACCUAACAGAGUCUCCUUGUAAGAUCUGUUCGCUGACACCCGUAGAAAACUAUCGAAAUUUUGAUAUUCUGAAUUGUGAUAGACCACCAAUGUGUAAAUGCCAGAGAAACAAGUCUUUAUCUUUUAUUAAAAGUUUGAGUUGUUCUGUGGCUCAAAAAAGCAGCUGUGAUUCAAAAAUAGACGGCCAACAACCAAAAAAUAUAAGAACUACUGCUAGUGGUAUAAACAGUGUACAUCCCACCAAUAAUUACAUGUGGACGGUAAAAAGUUUGUUACCGAGAGGCACAUGGACCUGUAAUAAGUGCACUUUAUUGAAUAGUGCUAACUUGACACAGUGCGAAGCUUGCGAGUCGCCAUUCUCUCCUGAUUUAAAUAGCAAUAUAAAACCUAGUGUCAUAAUCAAGGUCGACAAUUGGACAGAUAACGAAAGCUUGCGUAGUCACGAUCUCAAACCGAUUUACAGAAGAUCUUUUUCUGAAUUACCUUCGACACAAAAGCUGCAUAUUCCGAAUAUAAACCGUAGAAGCCUUGAAAGUAGUUCUUCGCUACUGACCGUUCCCAGGUCUAGCACGUCAAUGGUUGACAUACAAUCAUCUCAAUAUCCACCUGUGUUCGAAAAGCUUAACAGCAUGGAGAGGAAAAUUGUCGGUAGGGAAGUAUGUGAUAGUUCUCCUAAGGAGACAACAAAUAAUACUCUGUAUACUUAUAUUGGAAUCUCAGACCCCGAUAAUGAAAAGCAUUUCUAUGAGAAUCACAGCAUUAUUGAUGCGCAGAAGAAAAAUUCAAACUUCGACUUGGAGCAGCACGAGAAGAUAAUGCAAGUUAUGAAGCAAAACAAUACUGCGAAAUUGAGUUGGACCGUUAACGAGAGGCGAUGGACUUGUCGGCAAUGUUCUUUUGCUUACAACGGUUUUUGUGUUGACAAAUGCGACAUCUGUAAAAGCUGGAGAUCACCACCAUCUCUGAAUCAGCCCUGCACGGUAACUGUGACUGAAGAUAGAAGCUUGACAGGUUCAGGUUCUUCACACAAACUACCACAUGAAAGAAGUCCUUCGCCCAGACAUGGGGGCAAAGGGAGAAGGAAUCAUUCCAGGAUCACUACGAGUCCGAAAAUCCAACCAGUCGUGUUGCCGGAGAGAGGCAAAAUCAACCUCCGUACAGAUCUGGAUAAAGAUUCGAUAAUAGUGGGUCCGUACCAGCCUUGGCAAUGCAUGAUCUGCACCUUCGAAAAUACCAAAUCCCAACAAAUCUGUGAUAUGUGUCAGAGGAUGCGCGAAGACGUCAAGUCCGCCCACCCAAAAGAUCCCGCUAGACUAACACAACAAGAGAUGAGCAACAAGCAUUGGAAUUAUAUUGUUAAGUAUUGUAAAUUGAGGAAGCAGAGCUACCUCGAUGACGAUUUUCCACCUAUGCCAAGUAGCCUUUACUACAAUCCUGUCGAAAUGAAGGAUUCCCACACUGUCAAAUGGAAAAGAUUGAGAGACAUCGUCGUCGAAGAGGAUAAAGACUUGAUCUGGGCUGUUUUCAGGCGGCCGCAGCCCUCGGAUAUAUCACAAGGCGUUUUGGGUAACUGUUGGCUCCUGAGUGCUCUGGCGGUAUUGGCAGAACGAGAAGACCUUGUCAGAGCGGUACUGAUCACUCGAGAUUUUUGCCCGCAAGGCGUUUAUCAAGUCAGACUUUGCAAGGACGGACAUUGGACGACGGUACUCGUAGACGACUAUUUUCCUUGCGACAAAAAGGGUCACCUGUUCUACUCACAGGCUAAAAGGAGGCAGCUUUGGGUGCCUUUAAUCGAGAAGGCGGUUGCCAAAAUACACGGGUGCUACGAAGCGCUCGUAUCGGGACGUGCAAUUGAAGGUUUGGCUACCCUAACGGGGGCACCUUGCGAGAGUAUUCCUUUACAAGCUUCGUCGAUUCCGGCUCCAGCAGAAGAAGAGUUGGAUGUUGAUCUCAUUUGGGCGCAACUGCUUUCAUCCAGACAAGCCUUGUUUCUAAUGGGUGCCUCCUGUGGCGGUGGCAACAUGAAAGUAGACGAGUUUGAAUAUCAGUCGAAGGGCUUGAGACCUAGACACGCUUAUUCUCUUCUAGACGUUCGAGACGUCGAAGGACAUAGAUUACUAAAACUCAGGAAUCCUUGGGGUCAUUUUGUAUGGAAAGGGGAUUGGUCAGACGAUUCUCCGCUGUGGACAAGCGAGCUAGUGGCUGAGUUGAGCCCGGAUGGGUCCCAGGACGGUACUUUCUGGAUAUCUUUCGCCGAUGUUCUCAAAUAUUUCGAUUGCAUCGACAUUUGUAAGGCGAGAAGUGGUUGGAAUGAAGUGAGGUUGACUGGAACUCUUCCGCCACUCGCAAGCCAGCAGUACUUGUCCUGUAUAUUUCUGACUAUUUUAGAACCGACGGAAGUUGAUUUCACAUUAUUUCAGGAGGGUCAAAGAAAAUCGGAGAAGUCCCAGCGAUCUCAACUGGACUUGUGUGUCGUACUCUUCAAGGCUAGACCGGCUUCAACCAUAGGGAGUUUGGUGGAGCACAGCAAACGGCAAGUCAGAGGUUUCGUUGGUUGCAACAAAAUGCUGGAAGCUGGUUCGUACAUUGUUGUCCCUCUAGCUUUCAAUCACUGGCACACCGGUCUGGAUGACGUUAAUCUUUUCCCGAGGUACGUGCUGGCAAUUCACAGUUCCAAGAAGUUGGCAGCGGAAAACAUCCAACCGCCCAACUACAUCCUAGCCGACGCGAUAAUAUCCCUCACCUUAGCCAGAGGCCAACGCCACGAAGGCCGAGAGGGAAUGACGGCUUACUACCUCACCAAGGGAUGGGCCGGUCUCGUAGUGAUGGUGGAAAACAGACACGAGAACAAGUGGAUCCACGUCAAAUGCGAUUGCCAGGAGAGCUACAACGUCGUGUCGACCAGGGGAACCUUGAAAACCGUCGAUUCCGUACCCCCGCUAACGAGGCAGGUCAUUAUCGUGCUCACGCAGCUGGAGGGCAGCGGAGGGUUCUCGAUCGCUCACCGGUUGACGCAUCGACUCGCAAACUCUGAAGGACUUCACGAUUGGGGCCCGAUAGGAUGGAGCCACGAUCCUGAGUUGGAUUAUCAGACUAACGGUUUGCACUCUCCGCGAUUGUUUUAAAUUGUUUCUAUUCAUCGAAUCUCUCGUU